AUUAUGCAUUUCAUUCGUUGUUGGACUGUACAUUAUGUGGAUAGUAUUCUACUUCUCCGGCCUGGUUGCUUAUGCUAUUUAUAAAGACUGUGACCCACUCACAUCAGGAAGGAUAGAGAAACCUGAUCAGAUCGUUCCGUACCUCGUGAUGGACAGAUUGGCUCACCUGACUGGAAUUCCUGGCAUUUUUGUGGCUGCGGUGUACGGUGGCGUCCUCAGUUCUUUGUCAACUUGUGGAAAUUCUGUGGCCUGUCUGAUCUGGGAAGACUUCUUGAAGGACCUGCCUUAUUUCCGGAGACUGAGCAGCACAAAAGCAACACGUGUCGUCAAAUUCCUCUGCAAAACUAAGUCUAUAUAUGAUAUGGGUCAAAAAAUCCAAGAGUUUCGAGAAAAUUUAUCAUUUUUUAAAACCCUUCUUGCUCGAAUAGAAAUUUCGAAUGAAGACUUUCUCCAGGUAGCGAAGACCAUUAAUGAGCAGGAGGAUUCAUGUGAAUCAUUUGAAGAAUAUUCUGCUGUUAUUGACUCACCUGAAGAAUACAGUGAAAAGUUCACUGAAUUUGACAAUCAUGACCUCACACUGAAAUUAACAUUUCAGCCACACCUGGUUGAUGUCUCUGAGGUGCCUGAAGAACUCUAG
Messenger RNA from Cherax quadricarinatus, 637 nucleotides. Lineage: Eukaryota; Metazoa; Arthropoda; Malacostraca; Decapoda; Parastacidae. The record is from RefSeq and is a predicted model, not a curated record.